UAUCAUCUCAUUCAGUACCAAUUCGUCGAUUGUCUAGCCCCUACUUUGCAUGAAACGAUUCUUCACAACAGCAGUCAGAAUGUCCGACAAGCGAAUUUCCUUCCAGGUCGAUGGUGAGGUGCAAGGUGUGAACUUUAGGUCCUACACGCAGAAGCAAGCCAGAAGCAUUGGCAUAACCGGCUUCGUGAGAAAUACUUCUGAUGGAACGGUCCAGGGCGAGGCUCAGGGCAGUGCCGAUCAACUGAAGGAUUUUGUCCAGCACCUGAACACGGGCCCACCAGCCGCAUCGGUCUCUGGCGUAAUGCACAACGACAUCUCACCCAAGAGCGGGGAGAGCAGCUUCCACGUAAAGUAGCGUGCAGGCGGUCAGGGCGCUGAUGAUCCAGGAGAGCCAGUGGCGAGAGGAUACAAAAACCAAUCGAUAGUCCUGAGGGGCUUAACAUGAGACGUAAUUUCAGAAGAGUGAUAGGAAUUCCAGUCAGUCCUUCCUGGCUACUCAGGCCCCAUCGACUCAACUCACAGGUCUCGUGGAAAUCAUCGCCGAAGACCUCCCAAUUACAGACGAGAGCAUGCGCCUGUAAGAGUCGGUAAGCACAGGAACCCUGCGCAGAUUGUACUAUGUUGGCGUCCACAGGAUCGGGGUGAGAAGACGAUAAAAAUCGAAGAUGCAUUGAUAAUUCGCAAAGC
Didymella exigua CBS 183.55 is the source of this 687-nucleotide messenger RNA. RefSeq names its product Acylphosphatase. The record is from RefSeq and is a predicted model, not a curated record. Gene Ontology annotation, molecular function: acylphosphatase activity. The coding region runs from base 80 to 355 and encodes 91 amino acids. The transcript has 5 exons. Lineage: Eukaryota; Fungi; Ascomycota; Dothideomycetes; Pleosporales; Didymellaceae.